AUGGAUCAAUCAGAAAAUAUUCCCUCUUGCAAUCAGAAACCUACUCGUUUGACAAGAGAUCAAGAGCAUGUGAUCAUGGUCUCUGCUCUGCGACAAGUGAUAUCCAACGGCCUAGGUGACACGUCAUCAUCAAACUCGGUUGCAUUUGAAGCUCUUCAUCAACCUUUGGACGCUGGUCCUUGUCCUCUCUGCAAUAUUACAGGUUGCUACGGCUGCGCAUUCCCAGUGCAUGAAGAGAUAGAGAAGGAGAAGGAGAAGAAGCACAAAGGUGUGAGGCAAAAGCCAUCAGGUAAAUGGUGUGCGGAGAUAUGGGAUCCGAGUUUGCAUAGGCGGAGAUGGCUUGGAACGUUUCCAACAGCUAAAAUGGCAGCAAAGGCUUACGAUGAUGCGGCGGCUGAUCUUGUCCAAAGAAAGGCAACAAGAAGAUGUGGCUCAAUGAACGGAGAGGAACCAACCACGACGACUGUGGAAGAAGAUGAAGGAGAAAUUUUUGGUCCUGUCUCAAAGUAA
Messenger RNA from Raphanus sativus (radish), 510 nucleotides. RefSeq names its product ethylene-responsive transcription factor ERF120-like. The coding region runs from base 1 to 510 and encodes 169 amino acids. Gene Ontology annotation, molecular function: DNA-binding transcription factor activity; DNA binding. Gene Ontology annotation, biological process: regulation of DNA-templated transcription. Lineage: Eukaryota; Viridiplantae; Streptophyta; Magnoliopsida; Brassicales; Brassicaceae. The transcript has 2 exons. The record is from RefSeq and is a predicted model, not a curated record.